AUGCAGGGCUCCGGCGCUUCUCCGCUCCGGCGGGGCUCCUUCCUCGCCCUCUUCCUCCUGGCGGCAGCGAGAGGUGACCUCUGCGAAGUCAACCAGUGUCUGAACGGAGGGACCUGCCUCAUCGGCGUCGACAGCUCUCCUUUCUUCUGUAUCUGUGCCGACGGCUUCACGGGGAUUGUUUGCAAUGAAACCGAGACAGGCCCCUGCCACCCAAAUCCCUGCCAGAACAGCGGCGUGUGCCAGCUCGUCCCCAGUCGGGGAGAUGUCUUCAGCAAAUAUGUCUGCCAGUGCCCUUUGGGGUAUGAAGGCAAACAUUGCCAGAACACAUCUUCCUCCUUUUCAGCCUUAGACAUGGACGAAUGCGCUUCACGACCGUGUCAGAACGGCGGGAUCUGCUUGGAUCUGGAAGGAGACUACGCCUGCAGAUGCAUUUCACCCUACUUGGGGAAGACCUGCAAUGUCCGCUGUGCCAAUGUCCUGGGCAUGGAGACGGGCUCCAUUGCAAACUCCCAGCUCACAGCUUCGUCUGUGCACUAUGGCUUCCUUGGCCUGCAGCGUUGGGGUCCUGAGCUGGCGCGCCUGAACAACAAGGGGAUUGUGAACGCCUGGACCUCGAGCAAUUAUGAUCGGAACCCCUGGAUUCAGGUCAACCUGCUGAGGAAGAUGAGGCUUUCCGGGAUCUCCACACAAGGGGCGCGUCGCGUCGGCCGGGCGGAGUAUGUCCGAGCCUACAAAGUGGCCUACAGCCUGGACGGGCGGGAGUUUGUGUACUUCAAGGAUGCGAAGCGAGAUCAUGAUAAGGUUUUUGAAGGCAACGCGUACAACGACGUCUCGGUGACCAAUCUGUUCAACCCGCCCAUCACUGCCCAGUACUUCCGUGUCUAUCCUGUGGUCUGCCGUCGGGCCUGCACCUUGCGCUUUGAGCUGAUGGGCUGUGAAAUGAAUGUGUAUUUCAACACGGCAGGUUGCUCGGAGCCCCUGGGCAUGAAAUCCCACCUCAUCUCCGACGAGCAGAUCACGGCUUCCAGCGUGUACAAGACGUGGGGCAUCGGCGCUUUCACUUGGCACCCGCACUAUGCCCGCCUUGACAAGACGGGCAAGACCAACGCCUGGUCUGCCCUCACCAACGGGCAGGGGGAAUGGCUUCAGGUCGACCUUAAGAAAGAGAAACGGGUGACCGGGGUCAUCACGCAAGGGGCUCGUGACUUUGGGCAUAUUCAGUAUGUGGCUGCCUACAAGGUGUCCUACAGCAGUGACGGAACGACCUGGACGCUGUACAGGGACAACGGGACAAAUAGCACAAAGAUAUUUGAAGGGAACUCCGACAACUACUCGCAUAAGAAGAACGUCUUCGACGUGCCCAUCUACGCCCGCUUCGUGCGCAUCCUACCCGAAUCCUGGCACAACCGCAUCACGUUGCGUCUGGAGCUGUUGGGGUGCGACGAGUAG
Messenger RNA from Euleptes europaea (tarantolino), 1449 nucleotides. It is a transcript of the gene MFGE8, whose product is annotated as milk fat globule EGF and factor V/VIII domain containing. Gene Ontology annotation, molecular function: calcium ion binding. The transcript is spliced from 10 exons. Lineage: Eukaryota; Metazoa; Chordata; Lepidosauria; Squamata; Sphaerodactylidae. The coding region runs from base 1 to 1449 and encodes 482 amino acids. The record is from RefSeq and is a predicted model, not a curated record.